AUGUCCGGAUCCGACUCCGCUACUCCGAGUCUUCAACAUCGCCUUCGGUUCCUUGUCAAGUUCUUCCGGACUUUGACUCCACCGGCCUCCGGACCCUUCCGGACCUCUCUUCUCCUCCAUCUCUCAUUGGUUGAACACUCUCCCCAAUCUCCUGAGUUGAUUGACGAAAGCUUGCUAACACCUGGCAGCCUUCAUCUCACUCCUGACCCUAUUUGGACUACUGCUUCCUUCCAUUUUUGUCAUAUCCGUGCAUAUCCGACCCCGACCCGACUUCCGGACCUCCACCCUCUUCACCUCCGGAGUCAUAACCUACCGCUGCCGUUCCGACACUCACCUUCGGUCCUGGCAACACACCUCCUUCUUACCCCCCCACGCCACCUCUACUCCUCCUUCCUCUCCUACCCUAUCUCCGUCCGCUCCGAUACUCACCUCGGACCGAACAUCACCCCUCUCGCCACCCUCCUACUACUUCUCCACCCUCCUGUUCCGCUCCUCCUUCGCCCAACCUCCACCCCCCAUCAUCCUCCUACACUUCCCCCGUCCGCUCCAAUACUCACCUUUGGACCUGACAACCCUCCUCUCCGCCACUCCUUCCCCCUUACCUUUUCCCUCUCUCCUCCCUCUGGUACUCCUCCGCCACCCUUCCACCAAGUUACGACCUUCCACCGCUGUCCCGUACUUCCUACUCGGACACCGAUCUCCAUUGCAUUGGUGACCUCAUACUACGUAAACACCAUUGCCAAUAUCCCUCGGACUUUCAACCCCGCCUCCGUAACCUCCGUAACCUCCGCAACCCCCGAGCUUCGCGGAUCGCCUUCAGCACUUUCGCCGCCUGUAAUGUAUUUCUCGCGUUUACCCCUCAUCCCUAUUUGGACUACUGCUUCUUCCCAUUCUAGCCAGUUAGUCAUCAUCCCCACUUCUCCUCAUCCUCCUGCCCCUCUGGGCCUGCCCUCCCUACCUCCUUUCGGACGUAUCACAGGUCCUGCCUUAUGA
Cantharellus anzutake is the source of this 993-nucleotide messenger RNA. RefSeq lists its product as uncharacterized. The transcript is spliced from 3 exons. The coding region runs from base 1 to 993 and encodes 330 amino acids. NCBI's taxonomy places the organism in Eukaryota, Fungi, Basidiomycota, Agaricomycetes, Cantharellales, Hydnaceae. The record is from RefSeq and is a predicted model, not a curated record.